Molecule: messenger RNA, 2564 nt
Organism: Chenopodium quinoa (quinoa)
Lineage: Eukaryota; Viridiplantae; Streptophyta; Magnoliopsida; Caryophyllales; Amaranthaceae
Product: putative receptor-like protein kinase At4g00960
Exons: 7
Coding region: 81-2099 (672 amino acids)
Biological process (GO): protein phosphorylation
Molecular function (GO): protein kinase activity; ATP binding
Source: RefSeq, a predicted model, not a curated record
AUCACCCCAGGCUUAUAAACUUGGUCUAUAUUAAACACUACCAUGUUAAACAAUCAUAAAGUAGCAUUUGUUUCUAAAACAUGGCUUUCUUUGUUCUUUCACAACUAAAUUUGUUUCUGUCUUUAGUUCUGCUAAUUACUGUUAUUAUUACUCAUAAUUCAUAUGCAGCAGCUGAUGAUUCAGAAGACUCCAAAGGUUAUGUGUAUGCUCUUUGUCCUGAUAUGAAGACGGUUGCUCCUACGAGUGCUUACCAGAUCAAUAUAGACACUACUUUGUCGUACUUAUCAUCGAAUUCUACAGGCAAAACUCGAUUCUACAACACGACUGUAGGGAGCGGAGACAGUAAGAUAUAUGGUCUCUUCUUCUGUCGUCUUGAUGUUACUAAUGCUGCCUGUCAGAAGUGCGUCUCCUUGGCUAUUUCUGCGCUGAAAACGCGUUGUCCUGGGAAGAAAGAAUCCAUUGUUUGGUACUUUGACCAAUGUGUGACCCGGUAUUCAGAGAAGCCGUUUCUUGGCACUAUGCAUGAUGCUCCUAUGAUACCGAUGUGGAACAGGCAGAACUCGCUAGACAUUUGGAAUGUUACGAGUAAUAUGACAGGGUUUAUGGAUGUGCUAAUAGAAAGUCUGAAUGAUGCAGCAGAUAAUGCCUCAAGUGGAUCACCAGACAAGAAAUUCGCGACACAAGAAAUAACUUUUGCUGAUAACUUGACGAGCUUAAACACCAUCUACACGCUUGCAGAGUGUACACCUGAUAUAACCUUGAGGGACUGCAAAAGCUGUCUUCGUGUUACAAUUAAUAACAUCACAGAACUGUGCAAUGUUAAGGCAGGUUGUACUCUUAUGUGUCCAAAUUGUAAUAUACGGUAUGAUACUUAUCCUUUCUAUGGAGAUGCAAUGGAUAAUUCUUCGAAUCGAUCAGCAGGAACUCAUUCACAAUCUAUAAGGAAGAAAGACGCAGUACGUAUAGGUGCCAUCGCUGGUGCAGCUUUAGUAGUGACUCUUGUUUUCACGGUUAUAUUAUUUGUAUGCAGGAGAAAGUCCAAGAAAGCACAUAAAUAUGAUGAUUCAAGUGACAUUGAUGAUACCACAGAGUCCCUAAAAUAUAACUUCAAAAAAAUAAAAUACGCGACUAAUAAUUUCUCAGAAGAUAAAAAGCUGGGAGAAGGUGGAUUUGGUGAAGUUUUCAAGGGAAAGCUUGAAUGUGGACAAGAGAUAGCUGUAAAGAGGCUAUCAAAGAACUCGAGACAAGGUGUUACUGAGUUUAAGACAGAAGUUCUUUUAGUUGCAAGGCUUCAGCACAGGAAUCUGGUGAAACUCUUGGGAUUUUGCAUCUCAAAAAAGGAGAAGUUACUUGUUUACGAGUACUUGCCAAAUUUAAGUCUUGACCAGUUUCUGCACGAUCCUACUAAGUGUGCAGCAUUGGAUUGGGAGACGAGGUUCAAGAUCAUAUGCGGAAUUGCAAGAGGACUACUCUAUCUUCAUGAAGAUUCUCGGCUGAAGAUCAUACACCGGGAUCUUAAACCAAGUAAUGUGUUGUUAGACAAAGAUAUGAAUCCAAAAAUCUCUGAUUUUGGCAUGGCAAGGCUUUUUGGAGCAGAUGAAACCCAGGGAAAUACUAACAAAAUUGCUGGAACAUUUGGAUAUAUGGCUCCGGAGUAUGUUUUAACUGGCCACUACUCUGUCAAAUCAGAUGUGUACAGUUUCGGUAUAAUAGUCUUGGAGAUCAUUAGUGGUCAAAGGAACAAGUUCAGCAGACUAGAUAGUGAACAUGGAGAAUCACUACUUCAUCGUGCAUGGAGGCUAUGGAAUGAAGAGAUUGCAAUGGAGUUGGUUGAUAAAGCCAUCGGAAAUGCUUUCUUAUCCGAAGAGGCAGCAAAGUGCAUCCACAUUGCGUUGUUGUGCAUCCAAGAAGAAGCCGCGAGAAGGCCAAGAAUGGCAUCAGUGGUUGCUGCACUUAGUGGUGAUGCUAUAGUUCUGCCUACGCCUACACCGCCUCAUUUUUUCACAGCCGGUUCUUAUGGAUUGGAAGACUCUGGGGUAGAUCAAUCUGGCUCAACAUUUUCUGGUUCAAGAAACAUUACUAUUGUGGAUCCUCGGUAACUUUUACUGCAUGUUUAGUAAUUAGUGACAAAUUUUUUAUGGACUGUAUUUGGUUAAACUAACAUGUUAACAUUUAUCAAAAGGAAAAAAAAAAACAUUUAAUCAUAUUUUUGAUAGGCUCAUAUUAUUCUUGUAGGAAUAUGUCCUCGCUAUUCUCUGAUUUAUAUUUAUGACCAAAUGUAGUAAUGUCCCUCCUGAAAAGAGCAUAUUUGAAAAUAAGAACUAUAAUUGUAUUUAUUACAAUUGUCAAUUUGAUAAUGAAUAUAGGCUUUCGUAUGAUAUGUUAGUCAACAAAUGAAAGUAGAAAUGAUUCAAAUAUCAAAUAAAAUUGGAAAAAGGUAGCUAGAAAAGAUGCAAAAGAUGCCAUUUGGGCCGGACUACCUAUACAUAAUGGGCCGGGUCACGUAUCAUCCCCUCAUUGUUGUACCAGUUACAUAUACUUGCUUUACCUCUAACUGAUAUGGC